AUGGCAAAGACCAUCGCUAAAGAUGAACUUAAGAUGAGUAGUACUAGUAGUAGUAAUAGUAGUAAUAGUAAUACUACGUUAGGAGGAUUCUUUCGCCGCCUUUUACCUCUCCAUGCUCUUCCCAAUGGCCUCCCUCCACAACAGAUGAAAGAGGAGUUAAAAUCCUUGGCGAGGUUUGCAGGCCCCAUAAUAAUGACGUCUUUUCUAAUAUACUCAAGGUCGGUUGUUUCAAUGCUGUUCUUAGGUCAUCUGGGAAAAGCAGAACUAGCUGGUGGUUCACUGGCACUUGGAUUUGGAAACAUAACGGGGAUAUCGAUUCUGAAGGGCCUAUCGACAGGGAUGGAUCCAAUUUGCUGCCAAGCUUUUGGAGCAAAGAGAUGGUCAGUUCUGAGUCAAACCUUCCUUAAAACGUUGUGCCUCCUGCUACUUGUGUCCGUGCCCAUCUCCAUCUUAUGGCUGAAUAUGGAACCCAUCCUUCUUUGGUUAGGUCAGGACCCUGCCAUCGCUCAGGUAGCUAAGGUAUACAUGGUUUUCUCCAUCCCCGAAUUGUUAGCUCAAGCGCACCACCUCCCACUUAGGAUUUUCUUAAGAACCCAAGGCAUUACCACCCCAAUUACAGUAGCCUCCGUUUGCUCUGCCCUUUUACACCCUCCUAUUAAUUACUUUCUGGUGACAUAUUUGAAGUUGGGGGUCGAAGGCGUGGCCCUCUCACUCGCAUGGAACACAUUGAACCUAAAUGUGGGCCUCAUGAUUUACCUUGCGCUCUCUAGUAAACCCUUGAAACCUUGGCAUGGGGUCACAAUACUGUCAACUUUCCAGGGAUGGCAACCUUUGUUAAGUUUAGCAGUGCCAAGUGCAAUAUCAGUGUGCUUGGAGUGGUGGUGGUACGAGAUAAUGUUGUUCCUUUGUGGUCUAUUGAAUAACCCACAAAACACUGUGGCGGCCAUGGGUAUUCUCAUCCAAACCACUGGAAUGUUGUAUAUAGUUCCAUUUUCUUUAAGCGCAGGAAUUACAACCCGCAUAGGCCACGCCCUCGGGGCAGGGGAACCUAUCCGUGCCCAGUGGACUGCCAUCAUAGGACUUUCUACGGGAUUGGCUUUUGGACUAACUGCUUUCCUUUUCAUGACCUCUGUGAGAUCAGUAUGGGGAAAACUGUACACAGAUGAGCCAGAGAUUCUUCACAUGAUCUCCUCUGCACUACCAAUAUUGGGUCUGUGUGAAAUUAGCAACUCUCCGCAGACCGUCGCUUGUGGGGUUUUAACAGGGACUGCAAGACCCAAACUAGGCGCAAGAAUAAAUCUAUAUGCGUUCUACUUCAUUGGGCUCCCCGUUGCGGUCCUCUCUACUUUCACCCUCAAAACUGGCUUUUUGGGAUUAUGGUUUGGACUAAUGACUGCCCAGAUUUCCUGUUUGUGUAUGUUGGUGCGUACAUUACUUCGAACAGAUUGGAUCCAACAAAGUGCCAGGGCCGUGGAGUUGGCUGCAACUGUGGGAGAAGAGACUGCCAAAGAAGAGGAGGAUGUCGAAAGUGGGCUCUUAGAUGAUAAUGCAGAUCUCUGA
This is a messenger RNA of Benincasa hispida (wax gourd), 1560 nucleotides long. Its product is annotated as MATE efflux family protein. NCBI's taxonomy places the organism in Eukaryota, Viridiplantae, Streptophyta, Magnoliopsida, Cucurbitales, Cucurbitaceae. Gene Ontology annotation, molecular function: xenobiotic transmembrane transporter activity; antiporter activity. The record is from RefSeq and is a predicted model, not a curated record. Gene Ontology annotation, cellular component: membrane. Gene Ontology annotation, biological process: xenobiotic detoxification by transmembrane export across the plasma membrane.